Messenger RNA from Marchantia polymorpha subsp. ruderalis, 1244 nucleotides. NCBI's taxonomy places the organism in Eukaryota, Viridiplantae, Streptophyta, Marchantiopsida, Marchantiales, Marchantiaceae. The record is from the annotation of a GenBank genome assembly.
GUGCGGUUUAUCGUGGAGAUUCUGAUCCAUCGAUCGGUCACCACGCUACUCGACCAACUGAGUGAGUCGCAAGUGAAUAGGCUCGAUACUUAAUUAGCCUCGCUUGCACUUCGCUCCAAGAGUGCAGCACCUCGUAAUUGGCUCCCAGCACAUAACUGCGCAGUAUUCCGUGACACGCUAGAGAAGCCUAGACUUCAUCUCGGGCUGUUGCAGCAUCAUGUGAAGAAUUCCAGACUCUGGCAGGCUCCUUCCAGUGGUACUGUUGUAAAGUGCAUCCAGCAGCAGCAGCAGCAGCAGCGGCCUCCUGUCAAAAAGUAUAUCUACCGAACGUAAUCCUUCGCUCAGGGUCAUAGAUCCAGAAUUGCAUUUUUAGCUUAUGGUUGUCAGAUCUUGUACCUACGCAGAGACCCAGGUAGCCGGAGAGAGUAAGAGUUUCUUUCACCUUCUCGUCAUGGCGUUAAUUCACGGGCUUAUGGGAAGCAGCAUCAUCGAUCCGUUCGAGAGUCUGUCGCUCUUUGACCGGGCAUGCCCAUCGUUUCCCAGAGAUUCCGUCGGCACCGUGGCAAACGAUGGAAUCGACUGGGUGGAGAGUCCACAGGCCCAUGUGCUCAAAGCAGAUCUGCCUGGGAUGAAGAAGGAAGAGAUUAAAGUUCAGAUAUCAGAUAAUGGGAUCCUCACAAUCAGCGGAGAGCGCGCCCUGAAUGAGAAGGGCUCUCACCCACGAGUCGAGCGAGCUUACGGCACAUUCCACAGGCAGCUCAAGUUGCCAAGUGAUGCCAAGGUUCAAGAAGUGACUGCCCAAGUGGAGAAUGGAGUUCUGACCGUGACUGUCCCAAAGACUGAGUUGUCUGAUGAAACGCCCUGAUGGCGCGACGUCGAGAUAUCCAGUUAGAGAUCACUGGAGCUCAAAAUGCAAAGACUUGUAUGGCAAAGGAAUUGUAAUGUUUUCUCCUCUAUAUUGUCAGAGUUGUAGAGAUUUCAGAAUGACAGAGAGCGAUGCGGACGUAAAGUUGCAUGAGUGAGAUCUGGAGAGCAGGAUACUCAUCCCCAUUCGAGGAAGAGUGAUCUCAGUGAGCUCCAUCAUCGGAGCUCUCAACUAGACGACAAAGGACAAACAGAGGAGGAACUUACAGCAGUGAAAAGUGAAACCAGGCUUUCAUGAUUUGUAUCAGCCCUUCUUCACUUUUCUCUAAACGGUUGUAAUGUGUUGGACUUUCGAGCAAAGGAAAUCUGUAACUUCCGUG